CGCAGAUUUAUAAUGCAAGAAUGAUAACUUAUAUUUGCUCGUAAAUUCUGCUUGAAAGACACUCACCCUGUAGUGAAUAGGAACGGUAUGUUACCAGGUCGCGUCCAGCCAAGGUUUCGCCUUCACAAGCAUCAAAAAAUCAAGAUUUGCAUGACCAUAUAGCAGUGAGAAAAAUUUAAAGAUAUUAGUGCUUUACUUAAAAUAGGAACAGAAAGAGUGCCAGGAUAAAGGAAGAAGGUAUUUCUGAAAUCAGUGGUUCAUGAUAAAUCAGUUGCUCAAUAAACUUGAAGAUUAUUACGCAAAUGACUGUUUGGAAGAAAUUGUUUGGCAAGUACUUGUUAAUCACAAACACAGUAAGCUGUGGCUUGAUGAUGGCAGCAGGGGACAUAAUUCAACAGCGCAGUGAGUACUUGAAGAAGAACAAAUACUUGCCAGGUGGAACCUAUGUGAUGGCAGCAUCUCUAGAAGACGAUAAAAAAUUCAAAAAUUCUAUGAAUUUUUAUGUUUACACGCAUGAUUAUGUACGUACCAAAAACAUGACGGUGGUGGGUCUUUUACAAGGCCCCUUUCAUCAUUGGUUCUACAUGAUCUUGGACAGAGCAUUUCCUGGAAGAAAUGUGAUGUCCGUUAUCAAGAAAACAUGUCUGGAUCAGACAAUCGCCAGUCCAACUUGCUUGGGAAUAUUUUUCGUUGGUCUUGGCGUUUUAGAGCACAAGAAUUUUAACGCUAUAUACGAGGAAGUGAAAAUGAAGCUGUACGACACGUGGAAGGUUGACUGUUGUUUCUGGCCACCAACACAGUGUGUGAACUUCUUUUUCAUACCCCUUCGCUACAGGGUACUGUAUACCAACUUUAUGACAAUGAUCUAUGACAUUUUCCUGUCUUACAUAAAAUAUGAUGCACAGUAUCAAUGAUGAAAAAUUUUAAAACUAGUCUAUCGUAUAAACCAUUCAAAUUUUAGACUCUAUCAACUCAUUGUUGACCAUUUAUAAUGUGUAAUACCACCGAAUAUGUAAUAUUUAAUGUAACAGAAUUAUAUAUAA
Messenger RNA from Habropoda laboriosa, 1043 nucleotides. Its product is annotated as mpv17-like protein 2. Lineage: Eukaryota; Metazoa; Arthropoda; Insecta; Hymenoptera; Apidae. Gene Ontology annotation, cellular component: membrane; cytoplasm. The record is from RefSeq and is a predicted model, not a curated record. The coding region runs from base 303 to 914 and encodes 203 amino acids. Gene Ontology annotation, biological process: mitochondrial ribosome assembly. The transcript is spliced from 4 exons.